Molecule: messenger RNA, 456 nt
Organism: Penicillium arizonense
Lineage: Eukaryota; Fungi; Ascomycota; Eurotiomycetes; Eurotiales; Aspergillaceae
Exons: 1
Coding region: 1-456 (151 amino acids)
Source: RefSeq, a predicted model, not a curated record
AUGGUUCAGAAGGGCCCUGCAGUUGGAGGUGAUGGUGGCUCGCCGUUCGACCUCCUGAAUGGGAAUAGGCCCGUGGAGCAACUGGACGUAUGGUACGGCAGUGGCAGUGGUGAUGCCGACAGAUAUAUUGUCCUGAAGGGUAUCAAAGUCAGAUGGCCCGAUGGUAAAACUGGCCAGGUCGGAAGUUGCCCCCCAGGAGACCAGCCGAGCCCAUUGCAUACCAGUUUCGACUUCGAACGCAAUGGCAAUGAUCCCCUUGACUGGAUGGAUAUAUACGGGUCAACAGGGCGUGCCGAUUCACUAAGAUUGGUGACUCAUGACGAGACGGACUACUUCGAGGCUGGAGGAAUCGGUGGUGGCAAAUGCAUUCAACCUGCUCAAGGUAGAAAGCUAUAUGGGUUCUACGGAAGGGCAGGAUUUGAUAUUGAUAAGCUAGGGGCGUACUUCAGUGAUUAG